AUGGCCAAGAAAGAUAAGAAGUCUAAGGACGCAAAGAAGGCUCGUGCAGCUGAGAAGCAAAAGAAGCAAACUUCUAAAGCAGAGUCCAAGAAUAAGAAGCUUGCUAAGAAGUUGGGAGAAGAUGAUGAUGACCAAGAUAUUGAUGCAAUUUUAGAACAAUAUAAUCGUGAACAAGAAGAAUUGGUUGAAGUAAAAGUUGAAAUUUGUGAUAAACCACCAAGUAAGAGACUCAAUCCUAGUAUGAUUGCUUCACCUACUUCUGGGAAACGUGAAUUGAUUCUAUUUGGAGGUGAAUCAACUGAAAAUGGUGUUUCACAUUUUUAUAAUGAAUUAUACACUUAUACUAUCGACAAUGACACUUGGAGAAAAUAUACUUCCAAGAACUCACCAUUACCAAGAUCCUCUCAUGCUAUGUGUUCUCAUCCUUCCGGUAUAGCACUUAUGUUUGGUGGUGAGUUCUCAUCGCCCAAGCAAUCAACUUUCUAUCAUUAUGGUGAUACCUGGAUUCUUGAUGCAGAUAGUAAAGAGUGGUCUAAGAUUGAUGUUAAAAAGGGCCCUUCUGCAAGAUCAGGUCAUAGAUUAGCCGUUUGGAAAAACUACAUUAUUAUGCAUGGUGGGUUUAGAGAUUUAGGUACUAUGACCACUUAUUUAAAUGAUGUUUGGUUAUUUGAUAUCACCGACUAUAAAUGGACCCAAGUUGAAUUCCCGCCAACACAUACUAUCCCUGAUGCAAGAUCUGGUCAUUCGUUGUUACCCUGUGCUGAUGGUGCCAUUAUUUAUGGUGGUUAUACUAAAGUCAAGGCUAGAAAGGGUUUGCAAAAGGGUAAAGUAUUGAAUGAUUGUUGGAUAUUAAAAAUGAAAAGUGAACCUAAUGCUAUUAGAUUUGAACGAAAGCGUAAACAAGGUUUCGUUCCAAGUCCAAGAGUUGGUUGUUCUUUGGUUUAUCAUAAGAAUAGAGGGAUCAUGUUUGGAGGAGUUUAUGAUUUUGAAGAAAGUGAAGAACAAUUGGAAUCUGAAUUUUACAAUAGUUUAUAUUGCUAUCAAGUUGAAAGUAAUAGAUGGUAUAAUUUAAGUUUGAAACCACAGAGGAAAAGAAAGGAACAAGUUAAGGAGAAGACUAGAGAUGAAGAUUUGGAAGAUAUUUUGAAUUCGAUUUUAGCUAAAGCUAAUUUGAACGACGAAGAGGAGGAAGAGUUUAAGAAGGAAGGCUCCGUCCAAGAAGAACAAGAUGAUGAUGAAAAGGAAACUGUGGAAUAUCCAGUCAUGAAUCAAUUACCUCAUGCAAGAUUCAAUGCUACCACUUGUGUUGUUGAUGAUACUUUAUACAUUUAUGGUGGUAUUUUUGAAAGAGGAGAACAAGAAUUCAAUUUGGAUUCCAUGUAUGCUAUUGAUUUGGGUAAAUUAGAUGGAGUCAAGGUUCUUUGGGAAGAUUUAUCUGAAUUGGAAAAGAGUGAAGUUAACUCCGAGGACGAAGAAGAUGACGAAGAUGAUGAAGAUGACGAAGACGAGGAGGAGGGAGAAGAUGCCAAGCUUGAGGACGAGGACGAGGACAUUGAAGAAGAGGAAGAGGAAGAAGCUGAGGAAGUUGAAGAAGAAUUCCCAGAUCCAAGACCUUGGUUGCCUCAUCCUAAACCAUUUGAAACAUUGCGUGCAUUCUAUGUUCGUUCAGGUGCCCAAUUCUUAGAAUGGGCUAUUUCAAAUAACAAAUUUAAUAGAGGUAAAGAUUUGAAGAAAGCUGCAUUUGAUUUGUGUGAAGAUAGAUUCUGGGAAAGAAGAGAAGCGGUUUCCGUUUCUGAAGACAAUAUGGAAGAAUUAGGAGGUGUCGCUGAAAUUAUCGAAAGGGACGCAAGUAAGGUCACCAAGAGAAGAUAG
Messenger RNA from Spathaspora passalidarum NRRL Y-27907, 1872 nucleotides. RefSeq lists its product as uncharacterized. NCBI's taxonomy places the organism in Eukaryota, Fungi, Ascomycota, Pichiomycetes, Serinales, Debaryomycetaceae. Bases 1 to 1872 code for a protein of 623 amino acids. Gene Ontology annotation, molecular function: protein binding. The transcript has a single exon. The record is from RefSeq and is a predicted model, not a curated record.